UAUCAGCUGCUGUACCACGAGGCAUCGCUGGCCAACCUGCUGGAGGUGCUGCUGUACCACCGGGACGCGUGCGAGGCAGUCAGUGAGGAGGCCCUGGUGGAGCUGUGCGACUGGUGCUCUCGCUCCAUUCACUACCUGGCCACCGAGGCACACCAGCAUGCCGAGUACAAGGGUGAGGGCGCUGCGCUGGCUUGCCCGGCGCCGCUGGCAGAGCUGCGCGAGCGGGCGUGGGAGGUGCGGUUUGGCGGGGCGCAGUGCGCGCUGGCCAUCCUGCGCUACAUCACAGACCACGCCCCCAAGCUGUCCCUCAGCGUGCUGGCUCGCAUUGUGAGCACCAACGACACAGUCAUGGCGCUGCUGCCACUGCUGGACCGCCCGCCCUGGGUGCGGCGCGGCAAGGGCGGCGCAGCCGAGAGGUUUGUGGGGGGCGCCUGGCAGGCGGUGGAGCCCAGGGAGCGGCACAGGCUGACGCAGCAGGACGGGCAGGUCUGGCUGCUGCUGCACAACCUGCUGGCUGACGGGGCGGCCCGCUCCAGGAUGGACAUGAGCGAGGCGCGGUGCGAGGCGCUGCUGCGCCUCAAGCGACACUUCAACGAGCUGCUGCUGGACCAGGUC
This is a messenger RNA of Chlorella variabilis, 615 nucleotides long. RefSeq lists its product as hypothetical. The annotation marks the transcript as partial. NCBI's taxonomy places the organism in Eukaryota, Viridiplantae, Chlorophyta, Trebouxiophyceae, Chlorellales, Chlorellaceae. The record is from RefSeq and is a predicted model, not a curated record. The transcript is spliced from 5 exons. Gene Ontology annotation, cellular component: cytoplasm.